GGGGGGGGGGGGGGUGUUGGUACCAAUAUUCUAAUGUGUGUGUGCGCAAGGAAAACGAAGGAGUGAUUAUAUGAGAAGAGUAAAAGAUCGGGAAUGUACAUAUCCACAUGAUUCAUUUUUGUUUAUGCUAUACAUUGCAGGGUGUUUCUAACUGGUACCACUUGACAAUUUAUGUUUCCAACUGGUCCUAACUGGUGCUUCCAACUUGUUCUAACUGGCACCAGUUGACAACUGGUGUUUCCAACUGGUUUUAACUGGCACCAGUUGACAACUCAUGUUUCCAACUGGUCCUAACUGGCACCAGUUGACAAUUGGUGUUUCCAACUGGUUUUAACUGGCACCAGUUGACACCUCAUGUUUCCAACUGGUCCGAACUGGCACCAGUUGACAAUUUGUGUUUCCAACUGGUUUUAACUGGCACCAGUUGACAACUCAUGUUUCCAACUGGUCCUAACUGGCACCAGUUUACAAUUGGUGUUUCCAACUGGUUUUAACUGGCACCAGUUGACAACUCAUGUUUCCAACUGGUCCUAACUGGUACCAGUUAGGACCAGUUGUCAACUGGUACCAGUUGCUAACUGGUACCAGUUAGGACCAGUUGCCAACUGGUAUUUCCAACUGGUACCAGUAACAAUUUGUCAACUGGAUUCCAGUUGAUUCCAGUAUUCCAAUUUCCAUAUUGAAUCCAGUUCGCUAACUGGAAUCAACUGGUACCAGUACCAGUUGGAUGAACUGGUCCUUAACUGGUUUUUUGACCUGGGAACUUGUUAGACCAAUGUUUUGAAUUUGAUUUGACAUUCACGGAUUAGUGGUAUUUCUCUUUUUUGAAGUUGACGAACGACUACCUGAUACAUAGGGAUACAUAGGCCCUAUCUUGAUUAUAUUUUGAGAUUGACUAAGGAUUUAUUCAACGAUGUCAGAAUCAGAGUCUGUGGAUUGCGAAUCCCCUUCUCAUCCAUCAAAGUUGCGGAGUUUGCUUUCCAAUAACGCCUUGAGGAGCGGACCGAGUUAUCUGGCAGUUGAGCCCGAGGCGUCGGACCAAACUUUCACCAAUCACAGAAUUACAUGUAGCCCUAACUUGAGGCCUGACAAUCUCGAUGAAUGUGGCUUGGGUUAUUUGUUGUCAGUGCCAUGCAACGUACCUGCGGUUCAUGAAGUCAACAGUCAUGAUCAUUUUAGAAACCAGAUGUUGAACUAUGGAGAGGCUGAAUAUAAUGCCUCAUUGAAUAAAACUAAAAGUAUCAACAGCGGUACAAGUAGAUAUUCAUAUUCUUACGAUAAACCAGGAUUUGGUGUGAAUGGAUAUGAAGUAUCGUCGUCAUUGCCAAGCCCGAUGCCAACUUCGACUCCGGUUACCAUUAACACCUUGCCCAUCUUCAUGUCACCUAUGGAAGCGGUGAAACCAUGUCCUCAAUACUGCCGAUGCCAUGGCUUCAACCCAGUCUCAUCACCGGAUUACAAUGGAAACGUGUAUCAUAUGCCUGAUCUACUUCACAACACCAAACCAGACCAGUUUUCUUCCACGGGUACGUUAUCGACUAUGUGCUUAAAUUCUCCAUUGGUAUGCCCAGGUCAUUUCCAACCUACGACAUCUUCUAGCUUGAAAACCUCCUUGCCAUCACCUGCGAAUGAGGGCGUGGAUGUUGGUUCAUCUUCUACCAGUUCGUUGUCUACCAGACCCACUUUAAAUGAUCUGAAGUCUCUUCCCAAUGAACAACAGGGUCCGGUGUAUCCAAUAGAGGUUGUCCCAUCUGAUUGGCUAUCCACAAUAGUCAAGAAAGGCAUUGUCAAUGAGGGCAAUGAACUUGAAGCAGCAACGCCAGCGACGAUGAAUUCGGUUUCAGAGGCAGAACCCGACAGUUCUCAAACAUCUUUGCCUGCACGACUUUCUCCUACUUCCUCCCAGAACUAUGGUAUACUGGAUGGAUCUUCCUCGCGAAGUCUUGAGAACUCUCUAUCCAUUGAUGUUACCACCAGCAACCAACAAAACACCCAAUAUCGUGAUAUCUAUCAUCGCACAUACCCUGGGGUCUACCCGAGGCGUCCUGAUGUUUACCAACAACCAAACUUCACUGUAUAUGAUCCGUCCAACAUCCCUCCAUAUCCACCACCUGAAUACCCCUCCCAUCAUUCUCUCCCAAAUUAUCUCUUCCCCUCGUUUGGAAACGAUCCUGGUCCUUCACCAAGGCCAGGGUACCACCCCUAUCCGAUGGUGAUGCCCCCCAUGCACCACGCCCAACCACCCUCGGGAUUCUUCCGCGGGAUUGGUAAUUUAGUCAUGGAUAAACAAUUCCCUUGCAUGCCGAUCCCUCAGCGGCCUUUGCCCCGUGAUAUGAUGGUUGAUGGCGAGGUUGAUGACCACGGUAGUCCCUUCAAUUCUGGAGAUGAUCAAUGUGUUAAAAAACAGAGGAUUCCACACCAGGGAGGACGUUUGGUGGACCAAUUCCCUGAUCUCUUGCCUGCAGUCGCUUGGUGCAUGAACUAUUCGCAGACCAGCUCUUCGAAAACACUGACUGCGGAGCAUAUUCGCAAGAUCAUCAUUGAAAGCGUUCCUGGGAUCAAAGAUCGCGGCGGUAUCAGCUUGAGCGUAAUUAGAAGACUAAUCCGUCAGGCAAAGAACAUGCCCAACAAAGUCAGCUUUGAUCAGACAGAAACAACCAAGACAUCUACGAUGGGAGAGGCGUCAGUUUCGCUGAUGAAGCUAGCUGAGAGGGCGUUAGAUUCAAACUCAGAAGGAAACACCACUGAGCUUCCACAAGAUCCUGCGGAUUCGUCCUCACGCUCCAUGAGCAAUACCGCUGGUUCUGAUGCGAAGCAACCCGCUGAACCAGUCUUGCUGUCCAUCAUGAAAUUGGUGGACACCAUUCCUAAGGCGAGGGUCAGAUCAAAGGCGUUUACGAAAGUGAAAAGCGCCUAUCGAUCACUUGGUAACGACGCGAAACCAAAGUUAGGUUCAACAGCUUCAAAAAACUCCAAUGACAACGGUUCAACCAGCGACUCAUCGUUCCAGUCACUCAUGGAAGCACAUGGUAUCGCAGAAGAUGAAGUUAAAAGGUUGAGCAACGUCACGGAAUCAUUCCGUUCACCUCGAUCAGCCAAUGAAGAACACUCUGUGGAAAUCGAUUCGGCCAAUGAUCCCUCCAACGAUGACCGCGUGGUAUGUGAUGACAGCGAAUCUGAUUACGUCAUUGUCAUCGACGAGGAUGAUGAGCAAAACACCCUGAAGAUAACAUACUAGGUGCCUUUUCGCAUCUAACAUUUCCAUAAGAUCGAUGCCGGGGUCGAUGUUGGUGUUUUUGUAAUAACUACGUGGUAUUGUUGAAUAACAUACUUCAUGUUCUGCUGUCAUCCUCAGAGUGGCGUCGAAUUCAAUUGCCGAUUGCUGAACUGUUGCUGAAGUCGUUUAUAUAUUUUACCUCGUUCUCAUAUUUCGGCGAUUUACUCCAUGUUUUAAGGAGAGGUCCACUGAUCGUUGUUAUAAAGGAACUUCCGGGUCAGUGGAAAUAUUCAGAUUUGAAGAGCAUUUAGGGGAAAUUUAAUAGGGAGCUAGCUGUGAUCAGUCGAAAGUAAAAUGACAUUUUAGUAACUUAUGAGAAUCCACGAAUUCUCUUUAAAUAACGCAUAUUAUAGUAAAAUUAAAAAAAUGAUUGUGGUAAUUUCAACAAAAAUUAGAGCAUUUGUUUUUGGCACCAUAUUUUUAGUUACAUAACCAUUAAACAGCCUUCAUAACAAUUAAUAUCGUAAUACCAUAGUAGGCAUAGGUAACAAAUGUAACUAUAGACUUCAUCGAAAACCAGGGAUGGAUCUAUGAUUGAGUGGGGGAUGACCAAAAACCAUUUGCCAAGAAUAAGGAUCAGAUAUGGGGACAAGCCCCUCCCCCCAUCUGGAUUAGCCCCGGGCUAUUGUUGCCGAAUCGUUGCAUUAUCUAACAAUUUGAAUAAUGUUUGCCACAAUUAUAUACUACAAUACUUACGUGCCAUUUGAAAUAACAAAAUCAUCAGUAUUAUCUUUUACCCUAUUCGAAUUGUAAUAUUGUGAGUACGAUAAAAAAAAUGAAAUGUGAGAUCGUCAUUUUACAUAGCCAGAGAGUGCAUUUCACGUUACAUCUCAACGCUUAAAAAAUGAAAAUGUAAAAAUGUAUCUCUGCCCAUACCGCCGUUUAAAUAUCAAUGCUGAAACAAAUUAUUUCAAACAAUUCUUAUAACAAUAUGAUUCGUUGAAACUUUGCAGACCGGCAUUCACCUCUUCUUUUUCAUUCUUUUGUAUUCAGCAGUUUCCAAAGGAUUUUGUUUGUAACCUGUACGGUGCCAAACACAUCAGUCAAAGAAUGCAUUUGACUGACCUUAUUUAGCACAGAAUUAUCAGUAAACCAUCGUUCUGUGCUUUUGUAGCAUUUAGUCCAAGAAUUAAUAUAGCUCAAUAAGCUAUAGCUCAUAUUUCAGUUGUUCGGAAAAAUUAUGCAUAACUUUUUGAACUGCUCGCAUGAUAAAACGUUCAUGCUUUGCCUUCAGAGGUAAAUUUGUUUUAUUUUCCCCUUUUUGUUGGGAGAGGGUGGGGCGUGGCUUCGCAUUAAGCAAAAUGUGCUUGUCGGGUUUGUUACGUGUGGGCCUUUCGAUCAUAUACUUUAAAAUUAACGAACCAGAUCAACGUUUGCGAGUCAAUUCUUGUUCAAGUGUGUGAACAAAAAUUUUUAUUCUCGUCUUGUACGUAAGUCGGACUGGUUGACGAUUAUGUUUAGAAGUUUAUUUCUAAUGUGCCUGAAAAAGUGAUGGUGAUCGGUUUGAAAAAUAUAAAAUAAAUAGGCAUUGGUCUUGUAAACCUACGCGAAUAGGGGUGCACAAUUCCUGUCGGUAGGGGUGCAUAGUGGGAUGAGGAUUGAUAGGUUUUUACAUUCAAGGGCCUAUACGUAUAUAUUUAUCAUGUGAAGGUGCACUCCUCCCACAAAUGACACGACGUAAUGUAUACAUCAUAUGCCAUUUUCUGUCUGCAUUUAGUAAUGAUACUUAGAAUUAUGCUCUCAAUCUCAUAAAACCCGUUUGUAAUGUUUUGUCUAGAUUGAAUACUGGCUUACACGAAAAGGAGUUACAGAAGUAUUCUUUUUACACUAAUUCCCUGGUGUGGGUUUAGGUCUCAUUCAUACAACAAUACAAAAUGGGAACAGAUGAAGAAAUUAUGAAUAAGAAAUCGAACUUUCAGGAAUUAUGUUUCGUCUGUCAACGAGUGGACCUCGUCGAAAUGGUGCCGAAUGAAUUUACUUGCAAGUUCAGACUUUUUAUUCAUCAUUUCUUCCUCUGCUUGAAAUAAGAAUGAAUAAUCUUUCUGGCUUUAUAAGAAGGUACAUCUGCUUGUUAGUCAUUGGACCAAGGGACCCGUUUCAUAAAAUUUAGGAUUAAUGUCAUUAUGUCAGUAUUGUAACUUUCAAGGAAACUUUGGUAUUGAUUAACUGCAUAAUCAUUGAUACUAUUUGGGCAAAGUUUCCAAACUCCUUUAUGAAAAGGCUAACAUUCCUACUUUAAGGCUUGACUAUUUUUGUUUUGUUUUCAUACAAUAAUGUUGUGAUAAACCAAUCACUUGUUACAAUAGAAACCAUCGUCAGUAGAUAAGGUGUUCUGUAGUUGUAGUUUUGACCUCGUUCAUGCUGUUAUAUUCAACUGUUUGUUAUCAUGGUUAAUAAACGUUUUUGUCAAGGAAUAUC
Messenger RNA from Lytechinus pictus (painted urchin), 5695 nucleotides. RefSeq lists its product as uncharacterized. The transcript has 2 exons. The coding region runs from base 914 to 3238 and encodes 774 amino acids. NCBI's taxonomy places the organism in Eukaryota, Metazoa, Echinodermata, Echinoidea, Temnopleuroida, Toxopneustidae. The record is from RefSeq and is a predicted model, not a curated record.